AUCUGUUCCAGGAAGAGGAGGAUUCCUGUAGCGAUUAUGGCAGUCGUGACAAACCAGGAACUGCUUUAGGAAGGACUGUGCCAGAUGGGAAUGUGCUUUUUCCAGAUAUUUUUCAUACCAAUCAUCUUUUGUUUUAUGAGCGAUUUAAAGCUUACCAGGAUUACAUCUUGGCUGACUGCAAAGCUUCUGAAGUGAAAGAAUUCACAGCUGAGUACCUGGAGAAGGUCCUUGAACCAUCUGGAUGGCAGGCGGUCUGGCGCACUAAUGUGUUUGAGGUCCUUGUUGAGGUUGUUGAUGUGGAGUACUCUGCUCUGAAAGCAGUUGUGCAACUCAGUGAGCCUUUCCUGUGCGAGUCACGGGAUAGCACCUUUACCUUGGAGUGCAUGCAGGAACUCUUGGAGCUGAAGGAGCGUCAGAUACCACUGCAGGAGCUGUGGGUUGUGUAUGAUGAGUCGGGAGAAUUUGACCAGACAGCACUAGCCAUAGAGCAUGUCAGGUUCUUCUACCAGUGCAUCUGGAGGAUCUGGGACGAGGAGGAGGAGGAUGAUUUUGAUUACUUUGUGCGAUGUGUUGAGCCUCGACUGAGACUGCAUUAUGACAUCCUUGAACACCGUGUGCCUUCUGGGCUUGUAGCUGAUUACCAGAACUUGUUGUCUCAGUGUGAAGAGCUUUACAGGAAUUUUUUAAAUGUGAGGAACAGCAUAUCAAGCAGCGAUUCGGACUCAGAAGUAGAAAACGUCUCUAUGGUGGAAGGGAUAAAAUUGUAUGAGAAAAUAGACCACUUGAAACAAAAGCUAAAACUAAUUGAGAAUCCUCUGCUGAGGUAUGUGUUUGGUUACCAAAAAUACAUUGGUCUCCAAGCUAAAGGACUGAGACCAACGGGUACCAAGAUCACUCAUGUUGUAUCCUCAACCAUGAUGGCAAGUCUGCUGCAGUCACUGAUAAGGGACAAACUUUGCCCUGAAUCUUGUGGUGAAGAACUAGAAAUACAGUUUCACAAUGAUCCACUGGCAGCUGUAAAUGCCUGUUAUGAAGGAGACACAGUCAUCAUCUGUCCUGGUCAUUAUGUUGUAGAUGGCGUAUUCUGCAUUGCUGAUUCAAUUGAACUAGAAGGCUAUGGCCUGCCAGAUGAUAUCGUGAUAGAAAAACAAGGGAAAGGAGACAACUUUGUGGACUGUACAGGAGCCAAUAUAAGGAUCUCCAGUUUGAAGUUAGUGCAACAUGAUGCUGUGGAGGGGAUUUUAAAUGUCCAUCAGGGGAAAACCACCCUGGAGAAUUGUGUGUUACAAUGUGAAACUACAGGCAUAACAAUACGAACAUCAGCUGAGCUGCUAAUGAAAAACUCAGAUUUGUAUGGUGCCAAGGGUGCUGGUGUGGAAAUAUAUCCAGGUAGUACGUGCACCCUGUUAAACAACGGCAUACACCACUGCAAGGAGGGAAUACUUAUAAAGAACUUUUUAGAUGAACAUUAUGACAUGCCCAAGAUAACCAUGGUCAAUAAUGUGAUCCAUAAUAAUGAAGGAUAUGGUGUGGUCCUGGUUAGACCAGCAGUGCCCUCUGAUGUAAAGGAUGCUUCAGCAGAGAGAACAGGGAAUACACAUCCUACCCAGUCAGGUGAUGGGACAGCCUGUGUAGAGGGCUUCAGGCAAGAACAACUACCUGAAUGUGUAACUGAUGAGUUGGUGCUUUAUGAGCAAGCUGAGAUUUCUGAACAAACUGAAGGCAAUUAUGAAAUUGCAAAUGAACUCGGGGCUACCUCUGCAAAGAAGAGCCAGAUGCACAAGAAAAGACUGAGUGAACUGGGAAUCACAGAAGCUGAUGACAACUUAAUGUCACAGGAAAUGUUUGUUUCUAUUGUGGGCAAUCAGUUCAAAUGGAAUGGGAAAGGAAGUUUUGGUACCUUUCUUUUCUGA
Molecule: messenger RNA, 1913 nt
Organism: Phaethon lepturus (White-tailed tropicbird)
Lineage: Eukaryota; Metazoa; Chordata; Aves; Phaethontiformes; Phaethontidae
Gene: SHCBP1
Product: SHC SH2-domain binding protein 1
Exons: 12
Biological process (GO): fibroblast growth factor receptor signaling pathway
Source: RefSeq, a predicted model, not a curated record